This is a messenger RNA of Diachasma alloeum, 2483 nucleotides long. RefSeq names its product Hermansky-Pudlak syndrome 1 protein homolog (gene HPS1). The transcript has 4 exons. Bases 230 to 2212 code for a protein of 660 amino acids. Gene Ontology annotation, cellular component: BLOC-3 complex. Lineage: Eukaryota; Metazoa; Arthropoda; Insecta; Hymenoptera; Braconidae. Gene Ontology annotation, molecular function: guanyl-nucleotide exchange factor activity. The record is from RefSeq and is a predicted model, not a curated record. Gene Ontology annotation, biological process: vesicle-mediated transport.
UCCCAGCUGAAACCACUCUGUCAAGCGAUAAUUCGUGAAAUUAUUUACGAAGUUAUAAUGACAAUAUUGACGCUCCCCCAAUGGUUGACAAACAAAGUGAGUGUUUCUGUUGAUACUUCAUUGAGAUGAAGCUGUGAAGACCUAGCGAGUGCCGGUCCAGAUGUGCUAAAGACGAACGUCACUAUUGAUUUUGACAGCUGAAGCAUAAAAUAUUAAAAAUUAAUUAAGAAUGAGGGGAAUACUGAUCUUCGAUCAUCUUAAUGACGUUCUGUUCACGAAAUGCAACCGGAAAUUCUCGAAACACGUUCACAAUCUGGGCAAAAUUCAGGGAUUAAUCCCAGACGACGAGGACGAGGAGUCGUGGAAACUCAGUGCAAAUGUGAUAAUGCAACUGUUUUCGCCGGUUGUCACAUCACAGCAGGUGAUGGCCUCGCAAUUUGGAAAUUCUUACACCUCGAUGCAGUGCCAGGAUGGGACGAAUAUGGUCUUCGAUGAUGCUAUGGGCUACACCUUCAUUUAUGUAUCCACUGACGAUGUGGAGUUUAUGAAGAGAACACUGGGGAUUUGUGUUAUGAUAGUCAGCCACGUCUGUGGACCUGAUGUUGCUGCAUUGAAAUCAAGCAGACAAAAAGCGAGCCUCGUGUCCUCCCUGCUGGACGCCUGGAGGGCCCUCCGCCAGACCGAGCAGAGUAUCCUAACGGAAUCUGUCGAGCAGCUGUCUGUAAACACAGACAUAGCCUCCACAACCCUGAAAAUCCUGCACGACGCCUCGGACAAGCUGAAGACCCAGUCAGAGUUCUCAAACGUGCACGUCCUGGUGCUAGUGGAGAACAAAUUCCUGUCGCUCUACUCCAGCAAGAAUGCCCAAGACCUCAGGGCAGCGGACAUCCUCCUGAUGAUCCUGAUGUGCAGAGUCGCCAGUGAUAAUUUCAAAUCAGAUGCCCUGGACAACGAGGAGGACAUGCUGCUGAGCCAGAGUCAUGGGUCCAGUGAUGAGGGCUCCGUCGAGGUGGGGGGAAAGUUGGCUAAUCCAACCUUAGCAGACAUUGGACACCUGUUCAACGACUCCAGGGACUCGUCAGUGAGCGAGAGCCUGAAUUCCCUAGCUGAGGACGGUCUCUACAGUCAGCUGGUGCUGCUCGGACCAGAGCAGAGCAGAACAGCCAAUGCAGUCCACAUUUACCAGAUCUCAGAGGGCAUUCACCUGGUGAUCAUCCUGGAGGUGACCAACUUAGGCACUUCCUCUGGGAUUUACGAGAGUUUUUAUCAUCUGAACGUGAUGAAUGGCCUCCAGCUGCAGAGGGAUCUCGACGAGCUACGCAUUGCCUUCGACAAAUUCGAUGGUGCCAUCAAGAAGACAAUAGAUGGCAUCAAGAAGAAUCGAGGACACGUGGGGAACGACGUGGACAUGUGCCAGAGGCGACUGCAAGUAAAAUGGGAAUUCGUAAGGAAGAAGUACCUCGAGCUGCUCAAGUCCAGGGACCCCGAGGCCAUCCUCCAGAUUGAAUCCAACAUAUCUGGGUUCAUCGAGACCAUGAAGGAGCUCUUCAAACUCACCUGCUUCAGCAGAAGCUUCCUGAAGCACGGCAACGACCUCAUUCUCACUGUCUGCAGACUCGUCAAACAGAAAUUCAAUGAUUUCACUGGAUUUCUCAAGGUCAAGGCUCUUAAGAACUUCACCCUGAGGUCCAGGACUUCGUUGACGAUUAAUAAGUAUCUCGAGGAGUUUCCAGGGCUUGUGCACUUUAUUUAUAUCGAUAGGACCACUCACAGACUGACUGCACCCACCCUGGACUUCACCAAUCCAGAGACACUGGCAUUAACUACUAAGAAAAUCUGGUCCAUGAUCGAUCAUGGGAGGAGUCAUCUCCAGGAGGGACAUUUCUCCGUCAUGUGGAAGGACACUACGUUUAAUUAUGCGUAUUUUCUGUGGUUCGAGGACAGCUUGGGCGCUCCACUUAAAUGCAAAACGUACUUAAAUAACGUGAUAAAGAAUUUUCCAGUGCCUGGAAUUUUAUGUGACGAUUAUUACAAGAAAUUGGCCCAGGCAUGCUUUCCAAAGAUUCCACCCAACAAAAUUCAAAUUUACGAGCUCUAUUGCGUCCACUUGGGCCUCGCCACAUCCUCAUGUGUCCUCGAGCACUCGAGAAGACUGGCAGCCACCAUCUGGGAGGUCACUGGCCUCCCCAACAACCCUGCUGAUCUACUCUAAAUUUUUAUGUUGUCCUUCUAUGAAUUUUUAAAUGUGUUUUCAGUCCCAAGAGGACAAUCAUAAUUGUGCCAAUUUUUUGAAACAUUUUGUAAUCAGAUUUUUAUUCAAAAGACAGUAUUCAUAGGCCAUUUAUUCUAUUAUCAACACUUUGUUAUUGUUUUUGUUUUUUUUUCUCAAUAGAAAGCCAGCUUUUAAUAACGCAAAUUGUAAAUAAAUGAGUAAAAACGAACUGAAAGUACGACAAGUGAUGAAUAAACGGAUUUAAGUAUUA